Messenger RNA from Lytechinus pictus (painted urchin), 5306 nucleotides. RefSeq lists its product as uncharacterized. Gene Ontology annotation, molecular function: ubiquitin-protein transferase activity. NCBI's taxonomy places the organism in Eukaryota, Metazoa, Echinodermata, Echinoidea, Temnopleuroida, Toxopneustidae. The record is from RefSeq and is a predicted model, not a curated record. Bases 362 to 1780 code for a protein of 472 amino acids. The transcript has 12 exons.
UAGGACCCCUUCAGAGAUCCAGAUCCAGCUCCAAGCUUCACCUAGUGAAGGAAGGAAUUCCACAUCUCGAAGGCAAUCGUCGCUGCAAGAACAUAGUCGUCUCUUUCGGUAUGCAUCCCGUGCUUCCCAACAAGUACACCUACCCAAAAAAAGGAAGAUAAGUACUUUCAGCAGGAUUUUAAUAUGUCUUCCUGAUUGUAAUCAGGAAGACGUCCCCACAAAAGAGGAAAAGGCGAUCUUAAAAAACAACAACUUGGGGGAGAAGGUUGUCAAGUUCGAUAAAGAAGGGGAUGCUCACCAUGUUAACGAGAAGAUCUUAAGUGCUUAUCAAAAGGAAGAGCUAAAAUUUGGGUUUGAAUUAAUGACCCUUAAGACAAGGUCAAGGACGGUCUUAGAGGUAGUCCACGUAGGCCCCUGCUCUGCUGAGGAUUUACAACUUCUGAGCACACAGAAAAUAUACAUCAGGCCGAUGCAGAAAAACAUUUUGCUUGAGGAGAACACCCCUCCAGCCAAUGAUGAUAUGCUUCCGUGCGUCCUUUGUGGGGCCAUAUUCCUGACAUCGGAAAUGAGACAGCACAACGAGACAUGCAAGAACUUGGAGGAAACCACAGGCUGUGAUGAGCCGCUUGUAUUAUCAGACAGUGAUGUAUCUUCGGCUAUACUAGUACAAAGUGAACCAUCAUCAGAUGAUGAGCUGCCAGCUGGGAUUUUAAAUGAGCUUCCACGCAAGAAUGAAGAACAUCCGGAGCUUGAACACAUUCUUUCCAAAGUGAAAGAGAGAUCGUCUGAGGACACGAGUGUAGCACAGCUGGUGCAGUAUUUCAGGGAGGAUUUCAUCAAGGGCAGGAGGUUGAAUCUGCCAUCAGACCUUGCAUCAACAGAUGCAGCUAUGCAGGGGGAUACGUAUAAAAUUGUAAUCUCCAGGAUGGAUGUGUUUCAGGGGGUCUUGGAUGAGUUCACGGCUACAGGCUACAAGCCACGCCUCCCGUUAGAAGUACGAUUCAUGGGGGAAAGAGGGCAAGAUCUGGGUGGCAUCAGGAAAGAAUUCCUGCGUUUGGCCCUCAAUGCUGUGUAUGAACGCCUCACCAUACCUUACGAGGGAAGGAUCCUCAUUGAGGAUUACGCAGGCAUGUGUGUCAAUAAGGCUUUCCUGGCAGCUGGGAUAGUAAUAGGUCAAUGCAUUAUGCAAGAUGGCCCAAAACCAAAUGUCCUGGCAAAGGAACUGGUUAACCGGCUAGUGGAAGGAUCAUGCACUACUCAGAGUGAACAACAGCUGCUUGAAGGGAUGCAGAAGACAGGGAUUCUGGAACUUAUUAGGAAAUUUCCCAAAUGUAGGGAACUAUUAGAAUUCAGUGAAGAGCCUAGGGUGCUAGAGUCCCAAGAGCUGGUGGAUUCUUUUGUCCCAAAUUUUUCAGAAGAAGGCAGCAACGUCAGACAGCAAGAAGAGAUAGUUUAUGGCCACUUCAUCCGCUUUAUCAGGGAGGUUGAAGCGGGCAAUCAACACGCCAAUGGAAAAGAGGAGGAAGAAAUAUUGACACUCGAACAUAUCGUGAGAUUUGUAACUGGAUUGUCCAACAAACCAGUGUGUGGGUGGCAACCGCCACUGAGUGUAGCGUUUGUCAGACAGGACAUGUCAACAGUGGGCAUCGGGGCAUCCACCUGCUCUCAUGAAUUGCAUCUUCCUAUUCCUCGGAAUCACACACAAUCUCUACCCUCUAGGAAUGUUUUCUUUUCGCUAUUUUGCGCAUCCUUCCCUGAUGAGUUUUUUGGAAAGGAUUAAUCCUUGCACCAUCAAAAUCCAGUCCGAAGAAAGCCCCUAAAAAAAUCCCCUCCCCAAGUAGGGAUUAUAGAUGCUGCCAAAACAUUCCAUGUUGAUAACUCAUUGUUCUGUUGCAAUUUUGCCAAAGAUUGGCUGUUUUCUUGCCUGGAAAUAUAUUUUGAUAGACAUGUAUUACUAAACAUAGUAAUACAGUACAGUUUUAUGAAACCUAAUUUGUAAAAAAGAUUUUGUUAUGCCUCCAGAUGGUUACAUGUGGAUCUUUUGGGGCGGGGAAGUUCUUGGGUACGUCUGUCUAUAGGUAGGGGAAGGCGGGGUAAGUUGUGACACUUUUUGCAUUUUGCAUGAUAGAAUUGAUAUGACUAAUAAUAUGAUAGAAAUAAGUACCUUGCCUUUAGAUAUGAUUCUUGGGAAAUCUUUUUCACCUAUAUACGACUUUCUACCCCCACUCUGAAAGUCGUUGUGACCUUUGAAAAAAAUGAUGUCAAGUGGCACAACUUGCCCCAUCUAUGGGGUAAGUUGUGCCACCUUCGAGGGUAAGUUGAGCCACAAAAACUGUGUACAAAAUGUAUGCGGGAAGAACCAGCAUGUCAGUUUUUUAUUUAAAGUCUUUUCACUUACUAAUUCUCUAAAAAUAUUAACAUUCUGUAAAAGUAAAAGAACUGUCAUGUGCAUUUGCUCUAUUCUGCCUGCAUAUCGAUGGCUUUUUAAGGUUUGAUUGUGUUUUUAUUUACAUUACCAAAAUAAUUACCAUGGCUCAACUUGCCCCAUGUUUGCUGGCUAAACUUACCCCAGUCCGAACUUAAUGCGAUAAUUUCGCAUCCACACAUUUCUUAUGUAUCCAUCAUGUAAAAGACUGUGACAAGAAUGAAGAUCCAUACCUGGACUGACAAUGUUCUUAUGUAUUAUUAUAUGUAAAGAAGUGUGUGUGUGUAAAAAACACUUAUCUUUUUCACACCCUUUUUUACAUUUUUGGCUGAAAUUUGUAUUUUUCCCUCUAAAAAAAAGUACUUUUUGUUUCAAAGUUGAAAACAAUGCGGUGGGGUUAAGGGUUAUGUAAUGGGUCAUCAAUACAUGACACCACCAUAAUGUCUGACUCAUUCAUUACAAAAAGUAUGGGAGCUCUUUCUAUUUCAGACUUUUUCAAUACUCUUCAGCUUUUUUCAGAUCUUUUUAUUUGUGAUCACUCACACCCCUGAUUUAAUUCAAAAGGUCAGGCUAUUUUGUGAUCUCAGAUCUAUUUCCAUCUUGUACCUACCUCUGUACCUACCUCUGUCAUUUCUGAAAUAUUCUUGUGUGUUUAUUAUGCAACCAAAUAUCUCAUUACCUGUGUUUAUCAAUACUGUAUCAAGGACUAAAUAUUUUAAAUAGUUGAAAAUAGUAAAUAUAGUGGGAGAAUGCAAAAUGACACAAAUUCUUUGUCACUUUCAUCAAGACUGCUGUAAACUAUAUUUCACUCUCCUUCAAUCGACCCUUUGCUCUGGUGGUAUCCUUGAUUAGUUUGAAUCAAGUCAACGUACACUUGCAGGUCCGAUUGGUGAGCUUGAGAUUUUGUUGUGUACAUGGAAAUGUACAAUGAUCAGUCCUGUGCAAAUGCACCUCAAAAGUGCCAUUUUUGCCAAAAAUUCAAUAAGCAGCAAUAUUAAGUUUCAAAGGCUUAAUACCAUAAAAAGUGUGUGACAUAUCCUUAAUUUUUAUCUUUACCUUGUAUUCUAUGUAUAUGUAUUGCCAUUUUACUCCAAUAGUAUUCAGUUAUGAGUGUGCCAUAUACUUGUGUUAUAUAUUAUGUGUCUCUUCAAAUGCCUAAAAAUAUACAGUGCAAGGAUGCAAGAUCUUGCACAUUAACAGUUGACAACCAAGUAAUCAAGGUCAUUCACUGUACAAACCCUGGCCUGCCAUAUCCAUUGUGAUUUAUCAUGAACUCGUCAAGACAAAAAACAAUUUCUAAAGAGUAUAUCUUUUCACUAAUCCCUAAGUGGAUAGCCCACCUAAUUUUCAUGUCUUUUACAAUAAUGGGCAGUGCUCACUCAAGCAUAAAACAUUUUCUGACUUUUUUUUUAGCUAUCCAUAUAUAUAUAAAAAUUUCCCCAAAAUUCGAUAUAAAGAAUUUUAUUUAGGGGGCCAUUUAAAAAGUGUAUCGUUUUUUGGGGGGACACUCUGUAAAAUGCUUCCCAGAAAAAACGAAGCCAAGAUUUAUUGAUGUUUAAUCAUACCUUAGUCACAAUUAUGUUUGAUAUUUGAUACAUAUUUGUAAAGCUUGGCUCCUCUUCUUCCAUUUGAUGCCAUUCAUAGGAUACAUAAUUCAAGCAUGAGUAAAUAAAGCUCCAAAUAUGCUUAUUUUUUGUCUAGACACUCUGUUAGUAUUCGCAGCAAAUUUACAUAUACAGUGGAGGCUUGGUAUAACGAGGUCCUUGGGACCAUCAAAAUCUUGUUAUAGCAGGAAUCAUAGGCAGCGGAAGCAGGGGGGAUCUCUUUAUACCGAGUUUCCACUGUACUUGAAAAAAAAAUGGUAUCAAAAAAGAUUUGUUAUUUAUUGUAUUUUAAAUGUUUUAUGUUGUAUUUGUUUUUUUUUUACCUCUUUGUCACCUCAUUGUUUUUUUGAUGAAACUUGUAAGGGAGACUUUUGCAAUCAUACAUAGCGUAACAUUCAUUAGUUCUAAAUAUCUCAUUCUUUGUCACUUUGGAUAUGUUUUGGUAUCACAUCAGUUGAUUUGGUAAGAGGCAAGUAUGCAUUAAACCAUGUGAAGAACAUCUCAUUAAGUUUUGUGAAAGUAUUUGUUGGCUCUUAAUGUAAGAACAACAGCCUUGUACAUGCGUUAUUUGUAUUACAUCAGUUGAUUUGGUAAUAAACUGUAACUCUGAAUUCUUCUUGAGUCACAAUAUAGUUUUGCCUUCCUAGUUUUGUAAGAGGCGAGUAUGCAUUAAACCAUGUGAAGAACAUCUCAUUAAGUUUUGUGAAAGUAUUUGUUGGCUGAUAAUGUAAGAACAACAGCCUUGUACAUGCGUUAUUUGUAGUUUUGUAUCACAUCAGUUGAUUUGGUAAUAAACUGUAACUCUGAAUUCUUCUUGAGUCACAAUAUGGUUUUGCCUUCCUAGUUUUGUAAGAGGCGAGUAUGCAUUAAACCAUGUGAAGAACAUCUCAUUAAGUUUUGUGAAAGUAUUUGUUGGCUGAUAAUGUAAGAACAACAGCCUUGUACAUGCGUUAUUUGUAGUUUUGUAUCACAUCAGUUGAUUUGGUAAUAAACUGUAACUCUGAAUUCUUCUUGAGUCACAAUAUGGUUUUGCCUUCCUAGUUUUGUAAGAGGCGAGUAUGCAUUAAACCAUGUGAAGAACAUCUCAUUAAGUUUUGUGAAAGUAUUUGUUGGCUGAUAAUGUAAGAACAACAGCCUUGUACAUGCGUUAUUUGUAGUUUUGUAUCACAUCAGUUGAUUUGGUAAUAAACUGUAACUCUGAAUUCUUCUUGAGUCACAUUAUUGUUUUGCCUUCCUAGUUUUGUAAGAGGCGAGUAUGCAUUAAACCAUGUGAAGAA